Messenger RNA from Mesitornis unicolor (brown roatelo), 1553 nucleotides. RefSeq names its product leucine rich repeat transmembrane neuronal 4 (gene LRRTM4). The annotation marks the transcript as partial. The record is from RefSeq and is a predicted model, not a curated record. The transcript has a single exon. NCBI's taxonomy places the organism in Eukaryota, Metazoa, Chordata, Aves, Mesitornithiformes, Mesitornithidae. Gene Ontology annotation, molecular function: protein binding.
GUUUCCAUUUAAUUAAGCAGCUGAGAGGCAUGAGCGUGGUGUUAGUGCUGCUUCCUAUGGUGCUGUUUGUUCUGCUCGCGGGGGCUCAGCGAGCUUGCCCCAAGAACUGCAGAUGCGAUGGCAAGAUCGUGUACUGCGAAUCCCAUGCGUUCAGAGACAUCCCUCAGAAUAUUUCCGGAGGGUCUCAAGGCUUAUCGUUACGGUACAACAGCAUUCAGAAGCUUAAAUCGAAUCAGUUUGCGGGCCUGAAUCAGCUCAUAUGGCUUUAUCUUGACCAUAAUUACAUCAGCUCCGUGGAUGAGGAUGCAUUUCAGGGGAUCCGCAGGCUGAAGGAAUUAAUUCUGAGCUCCAACAAAAUUACCCAUCUGCACAACAAAACGUUUCACCCGGUCCCCAACCUCCGCAACCUGGACCUCUCGUACAACAAGCUGCAGGUGUUGCAGUCCGAGCAGUUCAAGGGCCUUCGUAAACUCUUGAUCUUGCAUUUGCGCUCCAACUCGCUGAAAACCGUGCCCAUCCGCGUGUUCCAAGACUGCCGCAACCUGGACUUCCUGGAUUUGGGCUACAACCGCCUGCGGAGCUUAUCCCGUAACGCUUUCGCUGGCCUUUUGAAGUUGACAGAGCUCCACUUGGAGCACAACCAGUUUUCUAAGAUCAAUUUUGCCCACUUUCCACGCCUCUUCAACCUUCGCUCGAUUUAUUUGCAGUGGAAUAGGAUCCGCUCCAUUAGCCAAGGGUUAACGUGGACUUGGAGUUCUUUGCACAACUUGGAUUUAUCAGGCAAUGACAUUGCAGGGGUAGAGCCCGGGACCUUCCAGUGCCUCCCCAACCUGCAAAAGCUGAACCUGGAUUCCAACAAACUCACCAACAUCUCUCAGGAGACCAUCAACACGUGGAUCUCGCUCAUCUCCAUCACGCUGUCCGGAAAUAUGUGGGAAUGUACUCGAAGCAUUUGCCCUCUGUUUACUUGGCUUAAGAAUUUCAAGGGAAAUAAAGAAAGCACUAUGAUAUGUGCAGGCCCUAAACAUAUCCAGGGUGAAAAAGUGAGCGAUGCUGUGGAAACCUAUAAUAUCUGUGCCGAAAUCCAGGUGGUGGUUACUGAAAGAUCGUACCAGACUCCCAAAACCCCCCAGAGACCCAUCUUCAUUCCCAAACCCACCGUUUCCAAACUCGAAAGCAACCAGCCGACGUCCGCUGUGCCAAGCCCUUCUGCAGACCUCCCGACGCCCGGAGUGGAGCCGGAGUACGAGCACGUUUCCUUCCACAAAAUCAUCGCGGGGAGCGUGGCCCUUUUUCUUUCGGUGGCCAUGAUUUUGUUGGUUAUCUACGUGUCCUGGAAGCGCUACCCGGCCAGCAUGAAACAGCUCCAGCAGCACUCGCUCAUGAAGAGGCGCCGAAAAAAGGCCCGAGAGUCUGAAAGGCAAAUGAACUCCCCUUUACAGGAGUAUUACGUGGACUACAAGCCAACAAACUCUGAGACCAUGGAUGUAUCGGUUAAUGGAUCUGGGCCCUGCACGUAUACCAUCUCUGGCUCCAGGGAAUGCGAGGUAUGA